AUGAGUGAUGAACUCGAAGACUUUUCCUUUAAUAAGCCGGAUGUUACAGCCAGCAGUUGGCUAAAUCAUUUUGAAUCUCUGCACACAAAGCACUUAAUAGGCCCUGAACAGAUUAAUAUCUUACAAACGCUUAAAACUCUUGAAAUGGAACCCACAAAUAAUUUACUCGAUGAACCUAUUUCAGAAUACGAAAUUAUCAACGCUGCGAGGAAAUUAAAAAACAACAAAUCCGCGUACUCUGAUAAAAUAAGAAACGAAAUGCUCAAAUACAGUACAAACAUACUGUUACAAGGAUACAAAAAACUUUUUAACCUCAUACUAGAAACUGGUAGCUUCCCAGAUCAAUGGUGUGAAGGUCUGAUUACGCCAAUCUUUAAGUCUGGUGAUAAAACUAACCCCAACAACUACAGAGGAAUUUGUGUGACAAGCUGUUUCAGCAAAUUCUUCUGUAUUAUCCUUAAUGACCGCCUAAGCAAUUUUAGUUACCAACAAAGCUUAAUACAUCCAUCGCAAAUUGGAUUUCAGUCUGGUCACCGAACUGCAGACCAUAUUUUUACUUUGAAAACACUAAUUGACAAACAAGUAGAACAAAACAAAGGUAAAAUUUAUGCAUGUUUCGUGGAUUUUAAAAAAGCCUUUGACUCUAUUUGGCACGAAGGUCUUUUUUUGAAAUUACUUGAAAAUAAAAUUGAUGGUCAGUUUUACAGUCUUAUUAAGAGUAUUUAUUCUAACUCGAAAUGUGCAAUCAAACAAAACAACAUCAGAACCGAUUUUUUCACUUAUUCUAAAGGUGUACGUCAAGGAUGUAUACUAAGCCCCCUUCUUUUCAAUAUUUAUAUAAAUGAAAUAACGACCUUAUUUAAAAACACCAAUUCGGACCCAUUUAUACUGCCAAACGGAACAGAACUGAGCUGUCUUCUUUACGCAGAUGAUCUAAUUAUACUAUCUAAAUCAAAAUUCGGCCUCCAGAAGUGUCUGGAUAAACUCCAUAGCUGGAGUAAGAAGUGGCUAAUGGAGGUAAACCUAAAGAAAACCCAAAUUAUGAUUUUUGAAAAAAGGAAAACAAAAAAGCGAAGCCAAUUUUUACACUAGGAAAUGAAAAGAUAUCUGUUGUACAGGAAUACUGUUACCUAGGCAUAAAGCUUAAUCACAAUGGUAAUUUUUCCUUGGCCAUCAAACAGCUGAGUGAAAAAGCCCUGCAUGCGCUCUAUAGCAUCAGAAGACGGCUCAACCUACACCAACUUAACCCCAAAUCUGCUAUUAAAAUUUUCGACAGCAUAAUUUGCCCCAUUCUUCUGUACAAUGCAGAAGUUUGGGGUGUAUAUAUCAAAAACGAUUUUAUCAAUUGGGAUAAACUGCCGGUUGAAAAAGUACACUUAAAAUUCUGUAAGCUCUACUUAGGCGUUGGCAGAAAGACGAGUAAUAUCGCCUCAAGAAGCGAACUUGGAAAAUAUCCAUUAAUUAUCAAUGUAUUCAAAAGAAUCUUCAAGUACGUCACUCAUCUUAAUUCACUUCCUGAAACAACCAUUUCAAAACAAGCUUUCCUCAUAUCAAAAGAUUUAUUUAUUAAAAAGAGCAAUUCUUUCUAUGGAAAAGCAAUGGAUAUAGUGAAAACCUUGAAUUGUAAUAGAGCAAUCCCUGACCUAGAUUCACUUACAACCAAUCUAGUUGAAUCAUGCGUUAAAGAUACUAAAGAAAACUACCAGAGAUUCUGGAGACAUAAACUUGAAAACUCAUCCAAACUUACCUUCUACACAAGCAUAAAGGAAGACUAUGAGCUUGAAACUUAUUUGACUACCAUAACUAAUUCAAACCAAAGAAAACAUUUAACACAGCUCCGACUAAGUAACCAUAAACUAAUGAUUGAACUCGGUAGAUACGAAAACAUUCCGCGAGAAGACCGAAUAUGCAAGGUCUGCCAGGCAGGAGAAAUUGAAACGGAACAUCACUUCCUAACAUCCUGUGAAGCCUAUAGUAGUCUCCGAGAAAACUUUUUAAAUAACUUGGAAAGUGAUCCCACCAAUGAAACAGAUUUAAACGAACACAGUUUAUCAGUUGAGAUAAUGAAAUCAACUGAUAAAGAAACCGUGAUAAAAUUAUCAAAAUUUAUCUCUUUAUGUUUUGAGAAGAGAUCUAAAUACCUUGAAGCUCGGAAUGCUGACAGUCAAUAG
This is a messenger RNA of Paramuricea clavata, 2171 nucleotides long. Lineage: Eukaryota; Metazoa; Cnidaria; Anthozoa; Malacalcyonacea; Plexauridae. The record is from the annotation of a GenBank genome assembly.